Molecule: messenger RNA, 234 nt
Organism: Colletotrichum costaricense
Lineage: Eukaryota; Fungi; Ascomycota; Sordariomycetes; Glomerellales; Glomerellaceae
Exons: 1
Coding region: 1-234 (77 amino acids)
Source: RefSeq, a predicted model, not a curated record
AUGAAUGGAAAGAUAAUUGAAAUCAGAGGGCCCUUCCACGAAUGGAAUCCACCUCACACUGUCUUUUGUGCGUGGCAAUUGCGGGUCCGAUACCGUGUUGAUAAGCGAGAGAUUUGGUUAGCAACGCACUGUCAUCCCGCCAAAAAAGGAUGGGUCGGGGCCUUCUUCACUGGGGUAUGGAUACCCGUAGAGGUUGGGACUCGGGAGGGAGCGCGGGUGCUUCACCUCGCCUGA